Molecule: messenger RNA, 605 nt
Organism: Coccinella septempunctata (seven-spotted ladybird)
Lineage: Eukaryota; Metazoa; Arthropoda; Insecta; Coleoptera; Coccinellidae
Product: protamine-like
Exons: 1
Coding region: 88-504 (138 amino acids)
Biological process (GO): spermatogenesis; sperm DNA condensation
Source: RefSeq, a predicted model, not a curated record
AUCGAACCGCUGCCAGUCUGGAUGUCAAAUUCCUGUCAAAAUGAUAUGAUCUCAAGAUAAGCCUCAUUUUCGUUGGAUUUCUCCUAGAUGUCUCAAAAUUCCUGCACCAAAUCGGACACUUCCAGCCUCGGCUCGUUCAUACCGAGUAAAACAUGCGUGAAAAAGAAGAAAAAGAGGAGGAGAAAAGGCAAAAUCACGAAGAAUCCGUUCUUCAAUUUCUUGCGAAUGUUCAGGAGCAGGCAUAGCGACUGGACGGUUCCCAAGAUCGCUGUGGAAGGCGCCAAAUGCUGGUGUGCCAUGACGGAGGCUGAAAAGAAACGAUUUUAUAAGCAAGCUCACAGGGCUUUCCUGCGGAGCAUGAGGAGAGCCUCUGGUGGGAGGAAUAAUCGUGGUAGAAGGUGUUCCAGUGUGGGGAAGAAGAGAAGAACUAGACGAGCGAACAGUUGCCCGAAUAGGCGUAGGAGUAAACAUAUAGCCGUGAAGAAAUCGAAUUCUAGUUGCUGAUUUUUUUUGUAUUUAUCCGUCCGUGGUCAGUUUAAUCCGUGUUCUGUCGUUUAGAUUAAGGAAGCCUCAGAAAGAUCAAGAAAUAAAUAUACUUAGUUCUA